This is a messenger RNA of Aethina tumida (small hive beetle), 2654 nucleotides long. Its product is annotated as polyadenylate-binding protein 4-like. Bases 240 to 2123 code for a protein of 627 amino acids. The transcript is spliced from 3 exons. Gene Ontology annotation, cellular component: ribonucleoprotein complex. NCBI's taxonomy places the organism in Eukaryota, Metazoa, Arthropoda, Insecta, Coleoptera, Nitidulidae. Gene Ontology annotation, molecular function: RNA binding. The record is from RefSeq and is a predicted model, not a curated record.
GUGUGAGCGUGUGGUUGUGUUCUCUAUUGACACACAACCCACUAAAAAAAGUGAAGUAAUUUACUUAAAAAUACCAAAAAAAUUUAAAAAACCAAUCAAAAACCCCAAAAAAAUCGAAAAACAGUGGAAAACAAAGGAAAAUACCAAACGAUUAAUAUUAUUUUUUUGUUUCAUAUGUUUUUGAGGGAGCAUUAGCGUAUUUAUACAUCUGUGUAAUUAAAUAGUGUAGACAGAUAAAAAUGAAUCCUGGCGCGUCGAAUUACCCCAUGGCGUCUUUGUACGUCGGGGAUCUACACUCUGACAUUACGGAAGCUGUGCUGUUCGAAAAAUUUUCCACUGCAGGACCCGUGCUCUCGAUCCGCGUUUGCCGUGAUUUGAUCACCCGCCGUUCAUUGGGCUAUGCCUACGUGAACUUCCAACAACCGGCCGACGCCGAACGUGCGCUGGACACCAUGAACUUCGACUUGAUCAAGGGACGUCCGAUCCGUAUUAUGUGGUCGCAGCGUGAUCCCUCGUUGAGGAAGUCCGGCGUGGGCAACGUGUUCAUCAAGAACUUGGACCGUUCUAUUGACAACAAGGCUAUGUACGAUACCUUCUCCGCUUUCGGUAACAUCCUCAGCUGUAAGGUUGCCCAGGACGAGAACGGUACAAGCAAGGGUUACGGAUUUGUCCAUUUCGAAACCGAAGAGGCAGCAAACAAGUCCAUCGACAAGGUGAAUGGCAUGUUGCUCAACGGAAAGAAAGUCUACGUUGGCCGCUUCAUCCCGCGUAAGGAACGCGAAAAGGAAUUGGGAGAGAAGGCCAAGCUUUUCACCAACGUUUAUGUAAAGAACUUCGGCGAGGACCUGACCGAAGAGCAGCUUCGCGCCAUGUUUGAGAAGUACGGCGCUAUUACGAGCUACAAAAUCAUGAACAAAGAUGAUGGCAAAUCGAAGGGUUUUGGUUUUGUUGCUUUUGAAAGCCCGGAAGCUGCUGAGACUGCUGUCGAAGCUCUAAAUGGUAAGGAAAUCGUAGAAGGCAAACCACUGUACGUCGGUCGCGCCCAAAAGAAGGCAGAGCGUCAGCAGGAAUUGAAACGACGCUUCGAGGCCUUGAAAAUGGAGAGACUCAAUCGUUACCAAGGUGUGAACUUGUACGUGAAGAACCUGGACGACACAAUCGAUGACGAGCGCCUGAGGAAGGAGUUCUCGCCCUUCGGCACGAUCACAUCCGCCAAGGUAAUGAUGGAGGAGGGCCGGAGCAAGGGAUUCGGAUUCGUCUGUUUCUCGUCACCGGAGGAAGCUACCAAAGCCGUGACGGAAAUGAAUGGCCGCAUAGUCGGUACCAAGCCACUGUAUGUCGCCUUGGCUCAAAGGAAAGAAGACCGCAAGGCCCAUCUGACUUCGCAAUACAUGCAACGCAUGGCCAACAUGCGCAUGCACCAAAUGGGCCAGUUCAUCCAGCCAAGCGCAUCUAGUGGGUUCUUCGUGCCGACUAUACCGCAGCCACAACGUUUCUACGCGGGCGCUCAAAUGACCCAGAUCCGCACCAAUCCGAGGUGGCCGGCCCAAAGUCCGGUCAGACCGGGCGGCCAGGCCGGCGCCACCAGUUACGCGGGCAUGCCUAACACAUACAGGGCGACGACCCGUCCGCCAAACCAAUCCACCGGCAUCAGAGGAAACGUGAACAUACCUAGACCGAUAACCGGACAACAGCCCGCCAACUUGCAGGGACGUCCUCUUGCUGGACAAGGGGUGGUACAGACACCCGGCAACCGCCCGCCUAACUACAAGUUGCACUCGGCCGUCAGGAACCCGCCGCAGGGUAUGGGCAUUACUAAUGCGGCUCCCGUGCAACAGGCCGUGCACAUUCAGGGCCAAGAACCGUUGACAUCCAGCAUGUUGGCGGCAGCUCCGCCGCAAGAACAGAAACAGAUGCUGGGAGAACGUUUGUUCCCGCUGAUCCAACGCAUGUACUCCGACCUGGCCGGCAAGAUCACCGGCAUGUUGCUGGAAAUCGACAACACCGAAUUGUUGCACAUGUUGGAACACAACGAAUCGCUUAAAGCUAAGGUUGAAGAAGCCGUGGCUGUGUUGCAGGCUCACCAAGCCAAGCAGGCCGCUACACAGAUCAAAAAGGAUUAAUACGCCUAUUCUGAUUAAUUUCUAUUUUUUUUUAAUAAUACAUAUUUUUGAAUAAGAUGAUGGCUUAUUUAUAAAACAUGAAGAAAAAAAAUUGCAAACAAAGUCUAACGACAAAAAAACAUUAUAAAAAGCGAAACACAAUAAUAUUUAAAUAAUAUAGACAAAAAGGUAUACUUUUCAUUUGUUUGUAGUUUUCGCUAUGAGUUUUAGAUUUUUCUGCGUAACGCCUACUUCAUAUGACUUUAUGAACACUAUGUAAUCACCUUAUAAUAUUUGUUCUUGUAUAAAAUAGGCGUUGUUUCUUAUAAUUAAGUUAAUCAUUUUACAUGUAAAACAUAAUACAAGUUUUUGAUGAGAUAAUUGUCAAAUUGCCUUUACAAUCUGACCAUCAUCUUUUUCAAAACUUUGAUUAUCUUUUCUUAAUGAAUGAAACACUAUUAUUAAUAAUGUAUUGUUGUAAUAGGUUUCAAAUUAUUGGUUUGUGGAUUAUUCUAUUUCUUCUGGUAGAAUAAAAUAUUUAGUUCAAUUUAA